AUGCCCGAUGGAGAGGACUUGUUAAAAGUCGGUAAAUUCAACCUGGUAGAUCUUGCCGGUUCCGAAAAUAUAAGCCGAACGGGAGCUGAGAAUAUCAGGGCCAAGGAAGCAGGAACAAUCAACAAAAGUUUAUUAACAUUGGGACGAUGUAUUAAUAGUCUAAACGACCAUGCCGUUCAUAUACCGUACAGGGAAAGUAAAUUGACGCGACUAUUACAAGACUCGCUAGGAGGUCGAACAAAAACUUGCAUAGUUGCAACUGUAUCUCCUGCGAAGCAAAGUUACGAAGAAACUUUGUCGACACUAGAUUAUGCACACCGCGCGAAAAAUAUUCUCAAUAAGCCCGUUGCCAAUCAGCGCGUCACCAAGAAAGCAUUGAUAAAAGAGUAUAUCGGUGAGAUUGAACGCCUGAAAGCGGAUUUGCUGGCUGCCCGUGAGAAAAAUGGGGUAUAUAUGGCGCAAGAGUCAUACCAAAAACUCGUUGACGAGAACCAGAGUCGUAAAGAUGAGAAUGAUGAGCUAAGAAAAGUGAAUGAAGAUCUCAAUGAAAAUAUACAGAAAUUGGAACAAGAAAACACGCAAGUGAAUAACAAGCUUGCUCGUUAUAUCGCAAUCGAUAACCAUAAUCGCAAGACUUUUCAGGAAUUUCACGAAGCCCUCUUAUGUAUGACGUCGCAAUUCGAAUCGAAACUUGGUGAAAUAAACUUGAUACACAUUGAAUUCGGGCGGUCAGUUGUCGAUAAAACGAAAGAAUUCAUGGAAAACCGAACAACGGAAAUUUCCGAAAAUCUGAAAUAUAUUGAUAACAGGCUCGAUCUUUUUGAUAAACAAAAGGAUAAUGUAAUCCAAUUGCUAAAGAAUGAAGAGAAAGUUGCAUCAAACUUUUAUCAGGAGCUCUCUAAAUUUCGCGAAGAAUCGACAAAAGAUUUGAUGCAAAAAGAAUUAGAAUUACGCGCGAAUUCUGCAGCAAUGCUAGAAGGAUUGAGGCAUCAAUUAUCGGUUCAAUUUGAUAAGAUUGAGGAUGACCUGUCCUUCUUAGGGAAAGCGACCCAAUCACAUAUUGAAGCACAGAAUCGAGUCAUUGGGAAUUAUAGAAACAUCACACGGGAUACUACAGAGGCCGAGAAAAAGUUUUUGAUGGAGCAAAUUGAAGCACUGACAAACGUUGUACAAGAGGAGAGAUCCAAAAGAAUGUCUAUGCAAGUAGAAUUUUUGGCAAAUAUCGCAGCUUACAUGACAAAUUUCGAGACAUCUCAGUCGGCUAAGCUCGAAGCCGUUGUCGGAACAAUACAAGAUUCCAUUAAAAAGAGGACAUUUAAAGAAAAAAACAUAGGUGCCUUCGAAGGAAUGAUUUCAUCGAAUACAAGUUAUUUGGAAAAUUAUGAAAAACAAUAUGAAUCCACUAAAGAAAAUCUAGCUGCUCUUGCAAAGGAAAGUCUACCCAGAUUUGUCUCCACCGUCUACUCCAUAAAGGAUAGCGUUUCAUCGCAAUUAGAUGCAUAUAAAAAUAAAAUUGACUCGACUAUGAUAUCACUGGACGCCUUAACGACAGCCGCCAACGAAGAAGCCACGAAACUGCAUCGGCAACAUGAUCGAUUAUUUGAUGAUUUCGCGACUGGAAUUGCUCAAAGUUAUUCCGACAUUCAGAACAAGAUGCUCAAGACACAAAAUGAACUUAAAGCCAGCACACAAAAUAUUGUAGAAUUGAAACAAAACAGUGAUAAUACAACGAACGACUUAUAUAGUGAAGUCGCUAAUCGGAUUAAGAAAUCACGAGACGAAAUUAAUUCCUUCCAACUUAUUCACCGUGAACACGCGUGA
Molecule: messenger RNA, 1821 nt
Organism: Acaulospora colombiana
Lineage: Eukaryota; Fungi; Glomeromycota; Glomeromycetes; Diversisporales; Acaulosporaceae
Source: the annotation of a GenBank genome assembly